Molecule: messenger RNA, 1689 nt
Organism: Dermochelys coriacea (leatherback sea turtle)
Lineage: Eukaryota; Metazoa; Chordata; Testudines; Dermochelyidae
Gene: HJV
Product: hemojuvelin BMP co-receptor
Biological process (GO): BMP signaling pathway
Cellular component (GO): plasma membrane
Molecular function (GO): coreceptor activity
Source: RefSeq, a predicted model, not a curated record
CUCCUAUUGGGAGGAAUUAAAAGUGUGGGAUCUCUUUCUCUCUUUUCACAUGCUUUGCUUCCUCCUUGAAGUCCUGCCCUGCCAGCCUCAGGGGAGCUGGUGAAAGAAAAGAAGAAACGGGGGGUGCCUAAUCCCCAUAGGCUCUGGAUGGAUUGGAAUGGGGAAGUCAGCGUGCAGUACGAGCCCACAGCCACUGGAAAGCACCUGCUUCAUCCUCAGAGCACUCUUCCUUCUCCUCUGCUGCAAGCAUGCUUGCUGCCAGUGCAAGAUCCUGCGCUGCAAUGCCGACUACGUGGCCGCCACCCUCAACCUGCGCGGCUCCAAUAAGGACAUGGCUUACUGCAACGCCCUGCGCUCCUACUCCCACUGCACCCGCAAGACGGCCCGGACCUGCCGGGGCGACCUGGUCUACCACUCCGCCGUCCACGGCAUCGAGGACCUCAUGAUCCAGCACAACUGCUCCAAGGAAGGUCCCACCUCGCCGCCCCGGCCCCGCCCACCAGCACCCAACCACCAGGGCUUUGAGUCCCUGGACAUCUGCAACUACGAGAAGAACUUCCUCUACAAGCAUGGCCAGCCCCCCACCUACCAGCACUGUGCGGCCUUCGGGGACCCCCACGUCCGCACCUUCCAUGAUGAGUUCCACACCUGCCGAGUGGAGGGCUCCUGGCCUCUCCUGGACAAUAACUACUUGUUUGUGCAGGCAACUAGCUAUCCGGUGGCAAAGAGUUCCAACGCGACUGCCACCGGCAAGCUCACGAUCAUAUUUAAGAACAUGAAGGAAUGCAUCGACCAGAAGGUCUACCAGGCCGAAAUAGACAACCUGCCGGCUGCCUUUGAGGAUGGCUCUGUGAACGGUGGCGAGAGGCCGGGGGGGAGCAGCCUGACCAUCCAGGAACGCACCGGGCAGCACGUGGAGAUCCGGGCUGCCUACAUUGGCACCACCAUCGCUGUGCGUCAGGCGGGCCGACAGCUAUCCUUCUCCAUCCGGGCAGCCGAGGAGGUGGCGCGGGCCUUCACUGAAGAGCAGGACCUGCAACUCUGCGUGGGCGGCUGCCCACCCAGCCAGCGCAUCUCCCGCAGCGAGUGUCGCUACAGUGGGAUUGCCGCUGAGACGGCGCAACUGCUGUGCAAGGAGAAGCUGCCGGUGGAGGACGUCUACUUCCAGUCAUGCGUCUUUGAUGUGGUAACCUCGGGUGAUGCCAAUUUCACCCUGGCCGCAUAUGGUGCUCUGGAGGAUGCAAAGAUGUUCCACCCAGACGCUGAGAAACUGCACAUCUUCCAGACUGGGGCGGGCUGUCGUCUAAUCUCCUUACCCUUCCUCCUUGUCAUAGUCAUCUCUAACCUCCUGGCUAUUCAGUUGUGCUUUUAAUGCUCCUUGUCCAGCAGGUACCAGGCCUACAAGAGGAGUGUCGCUGAGCCAAGAACCUGUAGAUGCUCUGUGACAUACAGCCUGGAGUGAGGUAGACAUCAGCUGAAAGGAAACAGUGCUCUAUCCAGAAUCUGCUAUCAUGGGGGUGGAACCAAACUGGCAAAAGGCUGCAGUCUUAGAGAAAAGGCCUGGAAAUAGCAGCUCAUGCUUCCCAUUCUCAAACACACCGAGGACUGGAUUAGUUGAGCUUUGUUCUGGUCCUGAAUCUUAGUGGAAUUUUCCCAUCGUGGGUUCUGGUUUAUUUUUAUUUUUUAAUA